UUGCAGAAUUUGGCAGCGAAAAUAUGCAAAUUUGCUUGUCUGAAUGAUAAUGACUACGAUAGUGGCAUUGAAUCAAACGAAUUUUGCUUUAAAGAAAGACAACAAAUUUGAAUCUACAAUAUUACGAACGACGCCUAUGACGAACACUGAUGGAAGCUUACCUUUACCUUUGGAACCAGAUUUACAAAGUACGCCAGAAGUUAGUUACGUAGGAAACAUUGACGACAAGAACGAUGGCAUUCAUUUCAGGAAGAUAAUGACGGAUUCACUAGAGUAUUUGAAAAAAAUGCUGGGUUUAACACCGGAUUGCCUCAAUGGGGGCACGAAGACGUUAAGAGGAGAAUGUGCUUGCCCCAAAUUCUAUCGGGGUAAUUUAUGCGAAGAAUUGGUUUGCGUCAAUAAUGGCACUUUAGUGAAAAUACCCAAUCUUGUUCCAACACAGUAUACGUGCAGAUGUCCCUAUCCGGAAUACAUACACGGUCAGCACUGUGAACAUGUUAAAUGCUUAAAUGGUGGUCGCCCGAUGGACAAUGGACACUGUAAAUGUUUGGAUUAUUGGUAUACUGGGCAGUUUUGUCAGGAAUACGCGGCAUCAUGGGGUGUUGUACUUGGCCUACCUUUGUUGUGUAUCGUGAUUAUAAUUAUCUGUUGUGUUGUUUGCCGUUUAGAUUUGUUUCCAAGAAAACCUGUACAUUCACGAAGACGUCGAAGAACACCGCUAAAUGAAGUGUACGACGAGGGUAUAAGUCAUCGACGUCGUGGAUUGGAGAUGGGCAGAGGUAGUAACAGGACAGGCAAUGAAAUUUGUCUACGGAUGCAGGAGAACUUAUUAAAUGAUAAUAAUGGUGAAUCUGUGGUUCUAAGGCCUCACAAUUAUUUUUUGCCAUCGUGUAUAAUUCAUCUUGAUACAGUGUCGGGUUUCAAUCCUAAUUUACCAACUAAUGCAAAUUCGUUAAAGCCACUUCACCCCCCACCCUCUUAUGAAGAGGCGGUUGCGACAUUUUCAGUAGCACAACCUGUUGACAGAACUACUCAUGACACAGCAGUUCUCCCACCUGGAUAUACUUUUUUUCCAUGCCCACUAUUACCACGUUCUCAGUCUUCUAAUGUCUCCCAAAACAGUUAGAAC
Molecule: messenger RNA, 1129 nt
Organism: Loa loa (African eye worm)
Lineage: Eukaryota; Metazoa; Nematoda; Chromadorea; Rhabditida; Onchocercidae
Exons: 8
Coding region: 44-1126 (360 amino acids)
Biological process (GO): anatomical structure development
Cellular component (GO): extracellular region; cell surface
Molecular function (GO): signaling receptor binding
Source: RefSeq, a predicted model, not a curated record